This is a messenger RNA of Lasiosphaeria miniovina, 573 nucleotides long. RefSeq lists its product as uncharacterized. The coding region runs from base 1 to 573 and encodes 190 amino acids. The transcript is spliced from 2 exons. NCBI's taxonomy places the organism in Eukaryota, Fungi, Ascomycota, Sordariomycetes, Sordariales, Lasiosphaeriaceae. The record is from RefSeq and is a predicted model, not a curated record.
AUGAUGAUGCCCAUCUCCACCCCCCUCCUUCUUCUACUCCCCCUCCUCUCAAUCUCAUCCGCAACGCCCACCCCCGCCUCUCCGGCACUCGCCCCGCGCACGCCGUCGACAGCGUCCAGCGCCGCCGCAUGCCCGAUACCGAACUGGACAGUGCGCAACCUGACGGUGACGUACAGCGCGGAGACGUACACGCCGGGGACGGCGUGGAUGACGCUGGCGGAGAACAAUUCGACGGGGGCGGCGGUGGGCGAGGAGGCGCUCAGCUGCGAGGUGUCGUUCAACUACCGGGCCAGCAUCGAGGGCACGCCGGCGCACCCGAAUCUGAAAGUGCUCGUCUUCUUCAGCAUCGACACCGCCUUUGUCACCAUCAACCAGACCUGGUUGUGUCCGGCCAAUGACGCCGAGCUGGGGAACCCGCCUGGGACGUCGUCUUUUGUCAUUGGCCUGGCCGAAGUGUCGCUGGCUUGCCCGGAACCGCCCGAGGACGGCAUGACGUGCGCGUCAAAGGACGCUGUCGCCGCCAAUGGCGUGGUGCAGGUCAUGUAUCCUGAAGCGCUAGAGACAAAGAGUUAG